Yarrowia lipolytica CLIB122 is the source of this 2739-nucleotide messenger RNA. RefSeq lists its product as uncharacterized. Gene Ontology annotation, biological process: exocytosis; Golgi to plasma membrane transport. The record is from RefSeq and is a predicted model, not a curated record. Gene Ontology annotation, molecular function: protein binding. Gene Ontology annotation, cellular component: exocyst; cytoplasm. Lineage: Eukaryota; Fungi; Ascomycota; Dipodascomycetes; Dipodascales.
AUGUCGACGUUAAUGUGGUCGGCUGAGCAAAGCGCGGCGGCGGCGGCGGGCUCGCAUCUCCAGUCCGCAGCCGAAUGGCCUGAUCGUGUGCUUACUAAUCUCAUCCGGUACAUGAGUCCGCGGGACGUUGUGACCUUCGGUUCCACGUGCAAACGGAUCCGACAAGUGUCCCUGCGGGACGACCUGUGGCAGUCGCGUCUCGAGGCUAUGGAUCUGUGGGACGACGCAGAGGCCAAGCGCAAGAAAAACGAUGAGUUCCAUCAGCAUGAAGAACAGGAGCUGGACAAGGAGGAAGAAGAGGAUAUGACUGGAGCUGGACAGAAGAAGGAAGAAGAUACACUGGUGGAUCUGCUUGAUUUGAGUCCGACCAAGCCUGUCACGGCGACAUCUACGCCCUACAUGCCCCCGGCAGAUUUGUCCAACCAGCCAAAUCCAUUGACUCCCUUUGAUGGCCUUGAAAGCACAUACGGGAAGGCUCUGGAGACCUAUUCCUCGGUAUAUCGCAAUCUUGCACCCUUCUACUAUGACAUGGUUCAAUCUGGAGCGUUCCAGGAACCGCUGCUGUUCAAAUUGUACGAUCAACCGGAGCACCAGGCUAGAGCACUCGUCAACUUAAAACGACUGUCAUACUCUCUGGGAGACAACGAAUUUGAGGAUGAGAACCGAGAUCAGCUGGCAAGUAUUGCUGAGACGUUCGAGAAUGCUGCACUGCGAGAAUUCGAACUGGGAAUUGACGAGGGAGACUUUACACCUGACUCGAGAGUCAAGCGAUACGCCCAAGUGCUCAAACAACUAGGAGCUACAGAAUCGUGUGUCGAGCUGUUCGUUCACAAACGAGCCAUUGAUGUUCCACAUAGCCCUGCUAUCCUUGGAGAUAAGGGUAUUAACAUGACCGCUCUACAGAACCAUCUAGAUCUCGUGUCGAAAACUAUAGCCCAACAAAUGGAGGCUAUUGAUACCGUGUUUGGGCUAGAGAUUGACAAUGUCAGCUACCUGUUUGCGAAAAUCGUGCUGGAAGAUGCAGUCAUUGAUACCAUUAAUCACGUGCUUGAAGCUGCUCGUGAGCAGGAGACAGUCUACUACCUUGAUGCGGUCCCUGACAUUUAUGCCAAACUGCUGACUAUCACUGACACUCUACCUUCCUCCAUUAACGGGCACCAGGACAAGUACAAGGGUGCCUUGAAACGUCUGCUGAUUAGUCAGUAUGAGUUUCAUGUCGAUCAGUUCAUGCAACUGGAGCUUGACUCGUUUGAGACCUACGCCAAUGACCUGGUUGAUUCCUGGGACAAGGAGACUCAUGAUAAGGAAAUUGCCACGGAACAUUACUAUCUGAGUAAUGUGACCAAGGAGAAGGAUAAGCGGGACUUCUUAUCGUCUUUCAAGGACGUUCUAAUGAUGCCCAUCAAUGUUAUUGGUGUGGGAAGUUCCAAGGACGCCAGCAGGUCGGGGACACCGAACCCCAAUGCCAACGGUAGCUCCUCCAAGUCAGGCACUCCUAACCCUGGAGCAUCUCGCUCCGGCACUCCCAACCCCGACCAAUCAUCUGCUGAUGGUCAUCACGUGUCUUCUCCUCCUCCCGAGCUCGAGACAAACCUUCCCACCACAGAGUUGGACGCCAAGGCCGCUAUUAUGAACGACCGUUUGCAGGGCAUCAACUCGUUGUUUAACCUCGAGCUGGCUCUCAACAUCACCAAGGCUGGAAAGGCGUCUCUAGAGCGAAUCAAGCGAUUCCAUGCUGCCGGAGGACAGCUGGCCAAAGACUCCAAGGAGCAAUGUGAGCGCGUGUUCGUAUCUCUUAUCGAUAUUCUUGGUAAGCGGCAUAUCGGUGGUGGUUUCGACAAAGCUCUAGGACGUUUGGAUUCGUAUAAACCGCAUAAUCUCGGCUUUUUGGACGAAAAGAAGAGCAAGAAGGGCAAGAAGGAGGAAGUCAAGGAGGAAUCGUUGGAGGAGAAGAAGAAGAAGGAAAUGGAAAAGAAGGGAGGUCUCGAACCUCUCGUUGUCUUUGCUGAGUUGGUCAACAUUGGAGAUCUUAUUCAGCAGAUGAUCCACGUCUUCUUCGAAGAGGAGCUGGCACAAAAGAAGUUCAUCGAUCGAAAUGACUUUGUCUCUCCCUCGGUUCAGGCCAAAAAGAAGUUUGAGAAGCAGUUGGAUGAAUAUGUGGCUCGAGGUCUGAACCAGGGUAUUGAUGUUCUUUCCGACCAGAUGGACUUCCUGUUUGUCACCACUCAACUGGGCUCGGAUUUCAACCCCCUGCCUAACAUGGAGCCCAAUAUGGGACCCACGGAGUGCGCAAAGGGGCUGGUUGACCUGUUGUCUGUUCACAUGAAGAUUCUGUCUGGAAGUACUGAGAAAACUGUGCUGGAUGUGUUCCAACAGGAACUGGGUAUGCGGUUUUUUGCCAGCAUUUGCAAGCAUCUCAAGAGAAAGACAAUUUCUGUCGAUGGAGCCAUCACUGUCAUUUCUGACCUCAAUUACUACUAUUCGUUUGUGUUGGGACUGAAGCAAAGACCUCUCAACCAGCCGUUUGCCGCCCUGAAGGAGGUUGGCCAGAUGUAUCUGAUUGAUACCAAGGAUGCAAAGGCCCUGGGCAAACUGCUGUCGGACAUGAACCGGUUCAAGGGCGUGUUUCAACCUGAAGAGAUUUACGAGUUUGCCCACUCUAGAGCAGAUUGGGUGCUGGUGAAGAGAGAGGUGGAGAAGGCGAUGUAUGGACUGGGUGUGGAUUGUGUCAUCUCGUAG